ACACCUCACCAUACAUUCAUUAUUAUUGUUCAAAGUCACCCCUCUCAAUCUCUGGUUCUUUACUGGUUGCAUCUAAUGAUUUCUAACAUACAAACAUGCACGAUGGACGGCUCCCAAAACAUCGUCAGAUAGGAAGUAGUAUUUAUACUUCAUUUUUGCACAUAGGAAAUAGACAUAUUUGGUCAUCGCUCAUGGCAUGAUUUUAUCGGUAAAUGGUUCAUAGAUGCCCAAAGUACCAAACCAUAUAAAUACUAAUCAAGCUUAGCGCUUUGGAGAAUUUUCAGACUUCAUGAAUUCAUCACAAGCUGUAUCAAAAACAAAGCACUUCCUCAACUGGCACCAAUGUAGCUCACUCUUGCACCAUUACGCCACCACCAAAUCCCUCUCGAAGACCAAGCAGCUCCAUGCCCACACCAUCACCUCCGGCCUCCUCUCCCCCGACUACCCUGCCCACCUUGUCUCUCUCCUCACCACAACAUAUGCCACAUGUGGGCAAGUAUCUUACGCGCGUAAGCUGUUCGAUGAAUUGCCUCAGAGAACCUUAUAUUCAUAUGACAGGAUGAUAAGACUGUACACCAACAAUGGGUUAUCACGGAACGCACUCCAACUUUUUAUCGAAAUGCUUGAUACGGGUCAUUGCCUGCCCAACAAAUACACUUACACAUUUGUUAUUAAGGCGUGUGGUGAUUUAUCUUUGCUUGAAUUGGGUGGUUCAAUUCACGGGUUGGCAAUUACGAGUGGGGUUCAUUCGGAUACUUUCGUGGCGAAUUCUUUGUUGGCAAUGUACAUGAGUUGUGGGAAGAAGGAGAGGGCUAAGAUGGUUUUUGACACAAUGUGGGAGCGAGGUGUGGUGUCGUGGAACACUAUGAUAAGUGGGUAUAUUAAAAAUGGGUGUGCUGAUGAAGCUUUGAUAAUUUUCAAUAAAAUGGUGGAUGCAGGGGUGGAGCCAGACUGUGCCACCGUGGUCUCUGUGUUGCCUGCUUGUGGAAUUUUGAAGGACUUAAAGUUUGGAAGAGAGGUUCAUAAACUGGUGGAAGAGAAGGGUUUGGGUUUCAAAAUACCUGCAAGGAAUGCUUUAGUCGAUAUGUAUGCAAAGUGUGGUAAUAUGAAUAAUGCGCGAUCUGUUUUUGAUAAGAUGAAGGAGAGGGACGUAGUGACAUGGACUGCCUUGAUCAAUGGCUAUAUUUUGAAUGGCGAUGUAAGAAGCGCUCUAGUGCUAUGUCCAUUGAUGCAAUUAGAACGAGUAAGUCCCAAUUCAGUAACUGUGGCUUCUCUUCUUUCAGCAUGUGCCAGCUUAAACCAUCUAAAGCAUGGCAGGUGCUUACAUGGGUGGGCAAUAAGACGGAAACUUGAAGCUGAUGUCAUUGUAGAAACUGCUUUAAUUGACUUGUAUGCGAAAUGCAAUUGCAUUGAACUCAGCUUCCGAGUGUUCACAAAAACUUCGAGAAAGAGAACAGUACCAUGGAAUGCAAUUCUUUCUGGGUGCAUUUAUAACGGGCUUACCAAAAAAGCAGUCGAACUUUUUAAACAAUUGCUAUUUGAAGCAGUAGAACCCAAUCUUGCAACCUUGAAAUGCCUCCUUCCUGCUUAUGCCAUUCUAGCAGAUUUGCAACUGGCAAUGAAUGUACACUGUUACCUGAUAAAGUCGGGGUUCAUUUCUAUUGUUGAUGUUGCCACCGGUUUGAUGGAUAUUUACUCAAAGUGUGGAGGUUUAGAGGUUGCACACGAAAUCUUUAAUGGCAUUCCUGUGAAGGACAAGGAUAUUAUUUUGUGGAGUGCAAUAUUGGCUGGUUAUGGCAAGCAUGGGCAUGGUGAGGUUGCCGUUUCUCUUUUCAAUCGGAUGGUUCAAUCCGGGGUGAAACCAAAUGAUGUUACUUUUACUUCUGUUUUGCAUGCUUGCAGCCAUGCUGGUUUGGUGGAUGAGGGUGUAAAUUUGUUCAAUUACAUGCUUAAAGUUCACAAAAUGAGUCCUUGUGCCGAUCAUUACACUUGUCUUGUUGAUCUCCUUGGUCGUGCAGGUCGGUUGGAGGAAGCUUACGAGUUAAUUAAUACAAUGCCAUUCAAAGCUAAUCAUGCUAUUUGGGGUGCAUUGCUUGGUGCUUGUGUGAAACAUGAGAAUAUUGAGCUAGGAGAGGUGGCUGCGAAGUGCCUUUUUGAGCUAGAGCCAGAGAACACAGGAAAUUACGUACUAUUGGCUAAAAUUUAUGCUGCAGCAGGACGGUGGAAAGAUGCAGAGAAUGUGAGGCAUGUGAUGAAUGAAAUUGGAUUAAUAAAAGCACCAGCUCACAGUUUAAUUGAGGUCAGAAACACGUAAAAUGUGAGUCUCUCUGCUGCUAACAGAUAAAAGCCUCAGCUACAAGGGAAUCCCCCUAAAGUGCUAGCAGAAAAAACGAGAGCUCCUAAAAAGUGGAAAGUAGUGUCAGUCACCAAGCGAGAGAGUGCUUAAUCAUAGUAACUACAGAUGCCCAUUCAUGAAAGAUUGGAUUUGACAGAGCAAAAAGCUUGUCCCAUUAGUGGAGUCUAUGAUUGUGAAAGUUCAAAUUUGAGCAGGGAAGGCCCAUAAGCAGUUCAAUUAUGAAUGCAAGGAAUCUACAUACAGUGUUGUCAAUAUCUAUCAGCCCCACAAAGCAGCAUUCUGCACACCCUACCUUUCCCAACUCUGGAAGAAGAGGAGUUUCAUUUAUAGAAGCAUAAUCAUCAUUCGGAAACCAUAAUUAUUUGUUCGUAUGCCAUGGAGGGUGGUACAACAACUACAAUGACAUUCGUGUUCUGCAAUCGUUUUCAAACGAGCUACACAUCGGUGCAGGGGGUGGUGCAGGGGGUGAAUUAUUUAUCCGAUUGGACCGCCCUGAUCAGUGGCUUAAACAUUGCUAUACACCAAAAACUGUAGCUCUGUAUGGUGGAUCAUGAAUUUGUAUGUAUCACUAUGUCAUUGAUAACGCGGGUAACUUUAUUUACUCCAA
Molecule: messenger RNA, 2963 nt
Organism: Cornus florida
Lineage: Eukaryota; Viridiplantae; Streptophyta; Magnoliopsida; Cornales; Cornaceae
Product: pentatricopeptide repeat-containing protein At5g39350
Exons: 1
Coding region: 290-2314 (674 amino acids)
Biological process (GO): RNA modification
Molecular function (GO): RNA binding; protein binding
Source: RefSeq, a predicted model, not a curated record